This is a messenger RNA of Camelina sativa (false flax), 1185 nucleotides long. The record is from RefSeq and is a predicted model, not a curated record. NCBI's taxonomy places the organism in Eukaryota, Viridiplantae, Streptophyta, Magnoliopsida, Brassicales, Brassicaceae.
AUGUCUAGUAAGGAUAUGCAAAACCUUCCACCACUUCCAGAUAUGCAAAGCUUUCCACCACUUGCAGAUAUGCAAAACCUUCUACCACUUCUUCCAGAUAUGCAAAACCUUGUAGAACUUGCAGAUAUGAUAAGCUUUCCAGUACCUCCAGAAAUGCAAAACCUGCCACCUCUAGAUAUGAAAGACUAUCCACCACCUCCAGAUAUGAAAACAUUCGUGGAGACGACGGCACAAGAAGAUGUCGGAGCUAAUCAUCACGAUGCUACUGAGAAGAAGAAAGUUGUUGUACUUGAGCCUCUUACCGAAUACUAUAGAGCUAAUCUUGAUGAUGAUGAUUAUGAUGAUGAUGAUGAUGGUAAAGUUUGUCUGCCUGAUCUCCUGGAAGUCAGACUUCCUAAAGGGAUGAAGCGCAAGGAGUUUGAGACUAUGAAGCUCACAGCGCAGUUAGCAGCUUGGUAUGGUAACCGUUUUUGGCUGCCUUUGAGAAAAAGAGGAGCUGGGUUUGAGUUUACCAAUCAAGAUAAUCGCUACUUCCCACGUUUCUUUCGGUUUGUUCUCGAGUAUUCCAUAGUAUUUCCGCCCCCUAAAGAUUUGGAAGAAAAGAUGAGCAACAGUGACGCUUAUGCAGCAGCCGUUCAGGAUGGUUUUUUCCUUCUUCUUCAGAUGACUUCUCUCCAGGCGUUUCGAUGGUGGGAAGGAGGGGUGAUGUCAUUGGUUAAUUGGCAUGCUUCUCUUGAGAAAGAUUUUGCUAACAUGGAGCAUGAUGAUGAUGAACCUGAGCCAAAGACAAAGACACACACGUUUGAUGAACCAGCCACCCUUGUUCCGAAAGACCAGUUUGAUCUUGCUCAACACCCGGGUUCAGCUCCAAUCAAGGUUUCUGUUUCCAAUGCCUUUGACAUCACACUGCAGUCAUUAUCGCAAAAUGUGGCGACUUUGAAGGAGAAAAUAGCUGCGGCGAUCCAAAUUCCACCACACAGGAGGUUGAAGUUAACUGGAAAAGCCGGGGUGUUAGAGGACGACAACAUGUCACUUGCACAUUACAAUGUGGAAGCAGGAGACAACCUUACUCUGUCCUUGUGUGAGAGCGAGAGAGAUCGGUACGGACAUGUUGUUUCAAAUCUUUCUUUUAAAUAAUUCUUGUUAAGUUUGUGUUUGGAUAUUGGCAGAUUGUUCUUUGUUUUU